This is a messenger RNA of Lecanosticta acicola, 1203 nucleotides long. The record is from the annotation of a GenBank genome assembly. Lineage: Eukaryota; Fungi; Ascomycota; Dothideomycetes; Mycosphaerellales; Mycosphaerellaceae.
AUGAGCCACCCUUUACCGCACAGCGACGACCUGGACUCUUCCGUUCUGAAACCCCGUCCCCGCCGACCCUUCGAACUCACUUCCCCCACCAACUCCGCUCCUGACACUCCUACUUCCGACGCACAAAGCUUAUCGGAGAAGAACCUCGAACCGCUGAACACCGCUCUCAACAACCAUCUUCGCUCCAGCAACAUAGUGUCACCUAUGGCAGCCGACGGCAGCGCGACACCCUCCCGAACGCGAAGCUUCCUGAAUCUCACGGCUUCCACCCUCUUUGGAAUCUACCAGCCCGCAGAUCUCGGUACAGAGACGGAGAAUCCUACACCAUGGGGCACGGGAGCCGAGACGCCCGCAGAUAGCAGGAAUGGCAGUUUCGAUUUCGCAAGAGUGAACCUACCGGAUACAGUAUUUCUAAAGGGAGCAGACGGCAAAUUAAGAAGAAAGAGCACGGCGCCGCAGUUGAGCAGAUAUCAAAAACCGAGGAGAGGAUUUAAAGGAUUCUUUCUCCCGCUGGCUGCGAGAGUGACGGCACUGUUCGGUAUUGGAAUGCUGUACGGUUUGCUGAUAUCACAUUUACAUGACCGGCAAAAGAUUGCGCCGGUCCCGAUGGAUCUGGAUCGCACACGAUGGAGUUACCUGCUUAGCUGGGGAUGCAUAGGUGCACUUCUGGGCGAGGCACUACCUUGGGCAGAUGUUUUAUGGCAACCGGAAGAUAACGCAGUGGAGGAUGAUGAACAACAGAGGAAGAACGGGAGAGCAAUGGAUGCCUGGAUGGACGUCGUCCGAUCCAUGGGUGCCUUCAUCGGCAUUGCUUUCGCCAUUCGCAAGCUGCCAUGGCAAUCGACACUCCAACUGUCUCUGACCCUGGCACUCGCGAAUCCUGCCGUUUGGUACCUAAUCGACCGGUCACCACCGGGCUUCAUUGUCUCGACGAUAGUCGCCCUGAGUGGUACUGCGGUCCUUCUCGGUACAAACCCGGCACUGGUGCCUUCGCCUUCGCCAUGGCAGUUGCUGCAGGGACACGCUGCCAAGAACGGUGGAUUGAACGACACUUUGAAAGGUGUUGCAGAAAGCGAGGAGUUCGUGUUUGGGAUCUUCAGCCAGGAGUCGGUGGGCGUUGCAACUUGGAUUGCUAGCGUUUUGUUCGUGAGCUCCGUCUGCUUUGGCAAUAUUGGGAGGCGAUUGGCACCGCAGAGAGCAUAG